Molecule: messenger RNA, 3333 nt
Organism: Saccostrea echinata
Lineage: Eukaryota; Metazoa; Mollusca; Bivalvia; Ostreida; Ostreidae
Exons: 7
Coding region: 211-2427 (738 amino acids)
Biological process (GO): mitophagy by internal vacuole formation; mitochondrial protein catabolic process
Cellular component (GO): mitochondrial outer membrane
Source: RefSeq, a predicted model, not a curated record
AUUCAUUAUUUAUAUUAAUAAACAGUGGUUAUGUGCAAUACUGAUGCGAACAUGUGGGGAUUUUGACCGAUUAACGGGUGGAUGUGUCCAUGUGAUUAACAAAUACAGUCUUAUCACAGAUAGAUAAGAUUAACUCCCGGUUUGUGGAGUGAUCGGAUUAGCCGAACAUCCUUUGUAAAUCGAUCCAAAGAAGGGAAGUAGGAGGCAGCCAUGUCUAGUUUGUUCUCAUGUUUUGGGAAGAAAAGCAAGGUUAAAAGAGGGAAUAAGGAACCCAAAGAUAGAUCGAAAAAUGCAAAACGGAAAGAACAAGUCCCAGUUACCAUUGAGGAUGAAAGAAAACCACCAUUGGAAGAAAGUAUUCCAGAUAAAGCCCAGCUAAAUGGCGAUGUCCAUAAAGAAGAGAAGGAAGAGGCGGAGGUACCACCGCCUGAGGAGCCAAAAAGUCCUUUGAUUCAAGAACUCGAAAUUAAACUCCAGGAUCGGAAGGAUAAAAAUAAAGAGAAUGGGGAUACCAAAACAGAAAUAAAAGAAACUAAAGUUAAUUCACCACAGGAGAAAGAUAAAGAAGCUGAAAAGAAAAUUGAGCAGACACCUCAGAUAACAAUUGUCGCUGUGACAGACAAGGUUGAGAAGAAAGCGCCCAUCGUGGAGACGAAAGUACCCGCCGUGGAAAAAGGUGGAGAGGUCGCAGACAAGGCAGCAGAUGAAGAGAUAGAGAAACUAAAAUCCGAGAUUGCACAGCUCAGAACAGAAAAUAAUAAACUCAAAGAAAAUGUAUCGGAGAAUGAGAAGCUGAAGAAUAAUAUAUCAAAAGAAAAAUCACAAUUGGAAGAGAAAAUCAAAAGUUUGGAAGACUCUUACAAACAACUCCAAGCAAAAGAAAAAGAAACAAACACUGAAUAUGAAGAGUUGAAGAGAUCUGUGUCAAAAGAAGGUGAUAAGUUUAAAGAUGAAGUUGAAGAAAGACUGGGACUUGCUCUCAAAGAGAGACAGAAAAUUUUAGAAUCAUUUGAGGAAAUUAGUAAGUUGUGCUGCAAUCUUGCCCCUAGAAUUGAUAAUAUUGAAUCCAUAAAGGUUACCUCUAAAGAGGAGGAUAUAACUCCGCGGGUAGACAGUUUGGAUAUAUCCCAGAAACUGGUCAGCAAAGACGUAACAACAUUAAGACACCAUAUAGAUGAGCUAGAACUACGAAUAAUUCGUCUGGAAGUUGACAAAGACAACCUGGAAGAUCUUCGUAAUGAAGAAUCCAUUGCUUUGGACAAAACGAAAAAGGAAAACACUAUCUUGUUGAGCAAAAUAAAGAAACUAGAAGUAGAGCUAGAAGGAAAGAAGACAAAUUUAGUCCGAGUGGAAAAGGAGAAGGCUCAAAUGUCAACGCAGCUUUCGUCGCUCAUGACAGAAGUUGAAAGCCUAAAGCGUAAGAUGGACGAAUUGUCCGUAGCUCACGGUGAAAAAGAAGCCGAGUUAGAAAAUUCUUUAAGGAAACAUUCAACUCUGAACGAGGAAAUUAAAGUCCAGGGAAUCAAAAUUCAGACGAUGACGUCAUUGAUCAAAGAAAAGGAAGAGGCGUGUAACAAAGCUGAUAAAAAACUCCGGGAAGCAAAAAAGCUAAACGAGGAACUUAUGAAACGGUUACAUGAGCAAGAAAGUAAAAAACACAAUGGUACCAGCCCAAUGAAAAUGAACGGUGCUUCCUCGCUCCAUCACCAAGCCCCUAUUGCAGACGACAUUGACCGUCUGCGCAUUAUCUCAGAACGGUUCUCUGUUGAACUCUAUGGUGGCCUUUGGCGGGAAGCAUACGAAAAACUUACAACAGUAUUCAAAAGAGAGGAAAAGAAAUCGUUACAAAUACUAAUGGACUUCUGCACGGAAGCGUACCUCCAUUGUCGGAGAACAGCCAGACAACAGUUGGAUUCGGUGUACUCCCUGCUGACCAAUCCCUCCGUCGCACAUGGACGUAACAGCAUCAGCAGACGAUCUCCCUCGUCCAAUUUAUGUAAGAAUAUUAUUAUACAGAAACAGUCGACGCCAGAGAACAUCCCACCAAGUCUUCGUCAGCAGAUUGUCCAGUUCCGGAAAGAUCCAUCCAGAGAUUUUCUAGACAGCUUGUAUGAUGACUUCUUAAGUGUCUUAGAUUUCCAGAAGUCCCGACACCUGAGGAGUUUCCAUAUGAAAGAAGUGAAGGACAUCGCUCCCUACAUUACAAAAUGUCUGGCCAUCAGCUGGGAAAUGGUAGUUCAAGAUCCGCCUAUGUAUUUACAGUUCAAAGUCAGGCACGGGACCCCCGUAGAUCGGGAAAAAUACAACUUUUACACAAUCGAGGGCGAUGUGGUGGACUACUUGGUGUGGCCCGCUGUGCUGAGGGAAGAAAAUGGAGCUGUCCUGCAAAAAGGAAUGGUGCAAGCCAUUUCAUCUAGACCUGGUUAAAAUAUUUCAUGGUUACAAGUGCAAAUCAAAUUUAAUGUAAAUGGGUCCACUUGAAAUACAAUCGACAUUUUUUAGAGAAGAAAUUGUACAUGGUUUUAUCAUGUUUGCUAUGCUCAUAUUGGGUGUGUACAAAUUGGAAUCGUGUUGUGAUUAAUUUAUUUUUAUUCAUAAGCUUUUUGAUUUACAAUGGUUUAUACUAAAACUUUUGUCUCUAUCUUGAGUCCCGAAUACGUUUAUCCCUGUCUAUAUUCAAAGCACUGCCCUGAUGAGUUCACUGCCUACAUCCGGAAGUCGUAUCGCAGAAUUUUUUAUAUAAAGUAGAAUGGAUUUUUUUCUUGCCAAUAUCAACAAUUUAUUGCUUUAAAUUGAACGAUUGGACUUGUUUUGCUUUUUGUGUUGUGUUCAUUGACUAGUCUACUAACUUGCUCUAGACACGAAAUUUAUGUACACGGUUUUGGGGAAUGGUAUUUGUUAACAGGGAAAGGUGUUAAUUGAUGCUCAUGAUUGCAUAAUCUAGUCAACGGACUGGUUGUCGGUUGUCAUGACUUAUAGUAUUACAAAUAUUGCAAUACUUCAUUUCAUUGGUGCCAUUUUGGGGUAGAUAUUUUACAAUACAUUAGACACAAUGCUUAUCUAUAAGCACAUUUUUUUAAUUAUCGAUGAAAUCAAAUUUUUAUGAAUACUUUUUAUAAUGGCAGUUUUAACUGCAAUUUUUAAACUAUGAUUUUAAGGAAUGCGCAUUUUUGCAACAGAUUUUUCCUGUAGUGAGAGACACUUUCAUACAUGCUGCGGACAUCAAUUUUUGCUUGGCAUUUGACCUCGUCAUUUGUAAUUUAAGGUUGUUUAUGAUAACAUGUACAUUUGUUGUGUCUUUUUUGUUGUUGAGAAUAAAAAUGAUAAACGUUA